This is a messenger RNA of Arabis nemorensis, 510 nucleotides long. Lineage: Eukaryota; Viridiplantae; Streptophyta; Magnoliopsida; Brassicales; Brassicaceae. The record is from the annotation of a GenBank genome assembly.
AUGGUGGCUAAAGUAGUUUGUGCCAUUUUGAUCUGGACCUGUCUCUGGGUGUUACUGGUCUCUAGCUUGACGUGUGCAUUUGAGUCUGACAUAGAUUGCCUGAGAACAUUAAAAUCCCAACUUAAGGACCCCAAUGGACAUCUGUCCAAUUGGGUAUUUGAAAACCACACUGAAGUUUAUCUGUGCAAGUUCAGUGGUGUGGUUUGUUGGCAUGAUGAUAGCAAGAACCUGGUAUUAAACAUCGAUCUUGGUGGUUUUGGUCUGGAGGGAGAGUUUCCUAGUGGGAUUAAGGAAUGCUCGUAUUUGGUGGUUCUAAAUCUGACUGGAAACAACCUCUCUGGCACUCUUCCAUCAGACGUUUUCUCCGCUCUUCGAUAUCUUAGUGCUAUGGAUCUCUCUUACAAUAGCUUCUCUGGUGAAAUCCCUGAUACUUGGACAAACAUCACCUAUCUAGAUACUCUUUUGCUUGAUCAUAACCGGUUCACUGGUCACAUCCCGCCCGCUCGUUAG